Bactrocera latifrons is the source of this 1885-nucleotide messenger RNA. RefSeq names its product cytochrome P450 6a2-like. Lineage: Eukaryota; Metazoa; Arthropoda; Insecta; Diptera; Tephritidae. The record is from RefSeq and is a predicted model, not a curated record. Bases 86 to 1558 code for a protein of 490 amino acids. Gene Ontology annotation, molecular function: oxidoreductase activity, acting on paired donors, with incorporation or reduction of molecular oxygen; monooxygenase activity; heme binding. The transcript is spliced from 3 exons.
GCCAACUGGCGCUUACAACAACGGACGCGUAUAWUUCAAUUUCACUGAAACAAAUUAGGACGCGCAAACUAAUUUCAUAUACAAAAUGGAUUUAUUUUUUGUAAUAUUUUCCACGCUUUUUUUGUUAAUCAUCAGCUAUCUACGCCAUAAAUAUCAAUAUUGGGAGCUACGUGAUGUGCCUCAGCUGAAAAUGAAUUUUCUUUAUGGAAACUUCUUCCGCAUAAAAACCAUACAUAAAACAGAAAUCUUCCACGAAGUCUAUCAAAAGUUUCGUGGCACAACAAAGAUUGUCGGUACAUAUAUUUACACCAAACCAAUUGCGAUUGUACUCGAUCUAGAACUGAUUAAAUCGAUAUUAAUAAAGGAUUUCAAUAAAUUCACCGAUCGCGUAGAACGCGGCCAUAACCAGACGAACUCAUUAAACAACAAUGUUUUUUCACUGCCCGGUGAAAAAUGGCGUCCACUACGCAUAAAGCUUUCACCGACUUUCACAUCGGCGAAAAUGAAGUUUAUGUUUCCCACGCUAUUGACGGUGGCGCAACAAUUGGAAGACUCUUUCAGCGAACAGCUGUCCAAAACAACGAGUGGUGUUAUUGAAUUACACGAUUUAAUGGGUCGCUAUACAACCGAUGUGAUUGGUUAUUGUGUCUUCGGCAUUGAAUGCAAUAGUUUGAAGGAACCGAAUGUUGACUUUCGUCGCAUAGGACACACAAUUUUUUAUCGGCAAUAUUACUCCAUACGUUGGCGCACAUUCAUGCUCACUUAUCCGAUUAUGUUUAAAAUACUACAGUUCUUCAAGGUCAAACGUAUACCCAACAAUGUCGAAGACUUCAUAUAUCAUUUGGUGCGUGAUACAGUACGUUAUCGUGAAGAGCACAAGGCGGAGUGUAAAGAUUUAAUGAAUCUAUUAAUUGAAUUGAAAAAUACAAAGGACUCGGAAGGUGUGCCUCUAAUGAGUAUUGACGAGCUGGCAGCGCAGGUGUUCAUAUUCUUUGCUGCCGGCUUUGAGACCAGUUCCAGUAAUAUGACUUAUGGGCUAUUUGAGUUGGCAAAGAAAAUUAAAACAGUGCUGAAUAAACACAAUGGCGAGUUGACAUAUGAAGCUAUGAAAGAGAUGACCUAUUUGGAUCAGGUUAUAACUGAAACUCUCCGUAAAUAUCCAGCACUCGGUGCCAUUACUCGUGUCUCUGUUGACGCAUACAAAGUACCCGAUACUAACAUUACACUCGAAAAGGGCACAAACAUCUUUAUACCCGCCAAAGAGAUACAUUAUGAUCCGGAUAUCUAUGACAAUCCAAAUGAGUUCCGCCCGGAGCGUUUCGAUCCGGCGGAAAUGGAAAAGCGUCAUCCGCAAGCAUUUCUCGGUUUCGGUGACGGACCACGUAAUUGUAUUGGUCUCCGUUUUGGACGUAUGCAGGUGCGCGUUGGCUUGAUAACUGUGCUCAAAUCUUAUCGCUUCAGCUUAUCAGAAAAGACACCAACAAAAUUGGAGAUUUCUAAAGAUCAUAUCGUGCUCGUGCCUUGUAGCAAAGUGUGGUUGAAGGCAGAAAAAAUAUAAAGCUAGCCGAAUGUAUUUAGUAAUAGUAUAUUUUACUUUUAUGUUUGUGGAUUUGUAUAAUUCCUUUUAAGUAGUUUUCGACUCAGAGAUUUGAGAUUUAUCAGUGCAUAUUGCUUGGCGAAUAUAAGAAGUAUUUUUCGGGGAUAUCAUUUGAUUUCACUUCAGCUUGAAGUACUCGAUAAAUGAUCUGUGCAAUAUGUAUCUCUACUUGAAAUUGUUAAAUACACAUAUAGGUCUGUAGGUAUAUACUUAGUCCUGUCAUAAGUCAUAAGUUGCAAGUUAAAAGCGUUAUAAAGAUGUAACUAUAAUAAAUUUUUAAUACCGUUA